AGCUCCCAUCAGGGUGUAAACAUGAUCCUGCUCCCGCUGUUCUGUCUCCUGUGUCCGGGCUUUGGACCAGCGUCUGCGCAAGAGAUCCGGCCUGGUGUAGUCACUGUGUCAGAAGGUGCACAUGCUCUCCUCCCUUGUGCUCUGGGCCCUGGACAAGACAAGUUUGACUGGAGAAAAGACCACGGAGUAGAGAAGAAGGAGGUGUUUAUGUAUAAGAGAGGCUCAUACUACGGCCAUGGCCUCGACGGUCAAAGUGAACAGUUCAGAGGUCGUGUUUUGUUCUUUAAAGAUGAACUCAGAUCUGGAAAUGCCUCCAUAAAAAUACAAAACACACGUCUGGAGGACAAUGGCACGUACACCUGUGUGUUAUUUAAGCCAAACACCAAUGAAGUUGAAAAGGAGAUUACCAUUAGGCUCAAUGUUGGUGAGUAUUUAUCACAGUCAUUCAAAUAAACUUUGUUUUACAGCUUCUGUUCAGCUUCAUUGUGUCUGCUUUUUGUCUGUUGUGUGGUGUGUGCUGUUUUAGUUUGGAUUUGCAUCUUUUUCAUUUAUUUGCUCCUCAAUAUUUUCUGUUGCCAUUUAAUACAUAAAAGACAAGGUCCUAAGACUUAAACCUGCUCAGAUCCAGGUGCAAAUCACAUGCUCUGCUACAGGUAAUGUUGAGUCAAGUGUUCCACUGAGGACCAGGCUUGGACUGGAUAGUCAGGGACAUAAAAUACUUGUACUCAUAUCAUUUGUUUUAUCACACAAUUAUU
This is a messenger RNA of Periophthalmus magnuspinnatus, 755 nucleotides long. Its product is annotated as V-set domain-containing T-cell activation inhibitor 1-like. The transcript is spliced from 2 exons. Bases 22 to 453 code for a protein of 143 amino acids. The record is from RefSeq and is a predicted model, not a curated record. Lineage: Eukaryota; Metazoa; Chordata; Actinopteri; Gobiiformes; Gobiidae.